AUGCCCUCAUCCGAUACUGAAACACCACCCACACCGGUGCCUCAAGAUGCGACUGGUUCCGAUUGUCCCCAAUCUCCUCAAAUCCCACAGACUGUAGGAGUGAAACGAAGAAGAACAAAAAAGGAAAUGGAAGCGUAUUGUGCGGAAUUGGCGAUUAAGAAGCAAGCGAAACAGGCCGAGAAGGAGAGAGCGAAAGCUGAAAAAGAGAAGAUGAAACUCCUGAAGAAGAAAUCCGCUCGAACUCAAAGUCGCGGGACUCGUUCGCAAUCGACUGGCACUGGUCGAUCUCAAUCUUCCACCACCAGUGACCCCAAUGGGGCCUUCACGCUAGAGGAUUAUGAACUGAUCUGUUCUUACCUUGAAGAACCGGACAAUUAUCGCCGGCUAUAUGGAAGUGGCGAUCAAACUGAAGUGGGUCCCCAAGCACUCAGUAAGACGGCUGCCUACGACAUCUUUGCGAUUUAUAUGAAUAACAACUGCAAUAAGCGAUACACUUUGACUGGAACCCAGCUUCGACAUCGCUUGGAUCGCUAUAGAAAGAAAUUCGCGCAGGCAAAGCAGUUCAGCGAGCAUACUGGUGCUGGCAUUGAAGAGGUCAGUGGACGGAAGACUCUUGAAGAAGUGCUGGAGGAGAAAUGUCCAUGCUACGAGCGCAUGGAUGCGAUAUUUGGGAGUAAGCCAAAUGUCACUCCAUGCAUGCAGUAUGACUCUGUCCACGGCACGAACCUCUAUGCUGAUACGCCUCCGAGUUCACCCGAAAUAUUUUAUUCCGGAUGGUCUCAAACUCCUCCAGCGGGCGACAAAAUAUCAUUGAAUAACUUAGAGAGGGACCUCCCUUCGGUUGCCGAUCUGAAUGGAAUUUCGCAAAGCCAAUCAUCAUCAAACGACUCGAAUCACAACGGUUCAACCAGAAACAUCGACAAUUUGUUCGACUUCGGCGAGGACCGUGUGGAAGAUUGCAUCGACGAUGCAAUCAAUGUUGAUCUAACUGCGGAAAACGAACGGCCGUCGAGGCAAACCAGCGAGGACAAUGAGGUUGAGAAUGGCAGUGCACUGGGGCACUCACCAAUGCCCUCAGAUUCCUCUGCAUCUCAAGCCGCUUCGAACCGUAAACGAGGUCACCGAGGAUCAAGCCGACAUCCAAACAUACGGUCGCCUAGUAACAAGCCCGCCGCAUCCAACAGACCUUCUCAGUCAAAUGCCCAGAAGUCGUCACUUGCUGGAGCAUUUGAAAAAACGACAGAUACUAAGCUGGCUCAGUUCGAACGUCAAGUGGAUCAACAAUUGGCUUGGGAAAAAGAAAAAUAUCGCCUGAAGUCUCAAGAGGAUCAAAUCAACUUCCAACGGAGCAUUCAACAAGAGGAAGCCCGGGAGGAUCGGAUUGCAAGGAGGGAGGGUGUGAGAUGGGAACGCAAGGUUAGCCUGGAUGAUCGACGACAUUUUCGGGAGGUCAAGCGGGACAACGAUCGAUUGGAAUGGGAGAAAGAAAAGUUUAAUUACGAGCGUCAGGACCGGUCACAGCGUCUGGGAUUAAUCCAGCAAAUGAUGGCUGAAGGCAAAUCCACUGAUGAGAUUGAGCGCAUCAUGAGGCUCAUUUGA
Molecule: messenger RNA, 1599 nt
Organism: Puccinia graminis f. sp. tritici CRL 75-36-700-3
Lineage: Eukaryota; Fungi; Basidiomycota; Pucciniomycetes; Pucciniales; Pucciniaceae
Exons: 1
Coding region: 1-1599 (532 amino acids)
Source: RefSeq, a predicted model, not a curated record